CCGCCGCUGACUAAUCGAGCGCAGAGCUGACUCCACCCUCACUGGAUGCGACGGCGGUAUCUGCCCCAGGAGUGAGGGAAAAUGACGGAGAAACUCUCCAAGAGUGUGAAGAUUGCUCCGGGAGCAGUGGUGUGUGUGGAGAGUGAGAUCAGGGGAGAUGUGACCAUAGGCCCCCGGACGGUGAUUCACCCAAAGGCCCGGAUCAUUGCGGAAGCUGGGCCAAUCGUGAUUGGGGAGGGUAACCUCAUCGAGGAGCAGGCCCUGAUCCUCAAUGGGUAUCCUGAAAACAUCCUCCCUGACACAGAGGACGUGGAGCCCAAGCCCAUGGUCAUCGGCACCAACAACGUGUUUGAAGUUGGCUGUUACUCUGAAGCCAUGAAGAUGGGAGACAACAAUGUCAUCGAAUCCAAAGCCCACGUUGGGAGGAACGUGAUCUUGACCAGCGGCUGCAUCAUCGGGGCCUGCUGCAACCUGAACACCUUUGAGGUGAUCCCCGAGAACACCGUCAUCUACGGGGCCGAUUGCCUGCGCCGGGUUCAGACGGAGAGACCUCAGCCCCAAACCCUCCAGCUGGAUUUCCUGAUGAAAAUUUUGCCCAACUACCACCACUUGAAGAAGACCACGAAGGUGAUCACAGCCCCCACCAAGAGCUGAGCGGGCAGCGGCAGCCUUGGGAUGCGGCCCCUGGGGAGGCCGCGAGGAAGGAAGGCCGCCUCUUUGGCCGUUCUUCGUGUUUACACGGUCCCUCCUCGGCGUUUCCUCACAGGCUUUGUCAUUGCCGCGAUAACCCGUCUUGUAGCUAGGUAGCUGUGUGUGCGCCCUUAGAGCUGGGGCCUCGGCCCCCAGAAGCCCAGGCGCAGGAGGGCUCCGCGUGUGGCCCGUCCUUCACCCAUCCUCCCUGGCUAUAAUUAAGGUGACCCUCCAGGCCUGGUGUGAGUUCCUGUGUCUCCUGUGUCAUGGCCCGAGGCCCCCGGAUGGCUCCCGGAGGCCUUUGCCCCUUGGGGGCCCGUGGGCCUGCCGGGGAGGGCCCUUCUGUGUCUGCCUCAGUGCUCCCACCCCAUCGUCCUGUGACCCCCUUCUAAUAGGCACUGAAUACAGAAAUAAAGACGGCGGUGCAGGUGGAUCGUUCACAUGGCUGGCUCCACCGCGAAUCCUCCUCGAA
Vombatus ursinus (common wombat) is the source of this 1162-nucleotide messenger RNA. Its product is annotated as dynactin subunit 6. The record is from RefSeq and is a predicted model, not a curated record. The coding region runs from base 82 to 654 and encodes 190 amino acids. Gene Ontology annotation, cellular component: dynactin complex. NCBI's taxonomy places the organism in Eukaryota, Metazoa, Chordata, Mammalia, Diprotodontia, Vombatidae. Gene Ontology annotation, biological process: mitotic spindle organization. The transcript is spliced from 7 exons. Gene Ontology annotation, molecular function: dynein complex binding.